Messenger RNA from Spodoptera frugiperda (fall armyworm), 3283 nucleotides. RefSeq names its product peroxisomal acyl-coenzyme A oxidase 3 (gene Acox3). The transcript has 13 exons. Gene Ontology annotation, biological process: lipid homeostasis; fatty acid beta-oxidation using acyl-CoA oxidase. NCBI's taxonomy places the organism in Eukaryota, Metazoa, Arthropoda, Insecta, Lepidoptera, Noctuidae. Gene Ontology annotation, cellular component: peroxisome. Bases 483 to 2579 code for a protein of 698 amino acids. The record is from RefSeq and is a predicted model, not a curated record. Gene Ontology annotation, molecular function: FAD binding; fatty acid binding; pristanoyl-CoA oxidase activity.
CAUAAUCAGUUGUCAUUAAGAAUUACGAUGUUGUUUACGUUGAUCAGAUAAUCGUAGUUUUUUCACAAGUCCGUAUAUCUACGUACUUUAUCAUUCCCAUAUAUUAUCUAGUUUAAAUUCCAAUAUACAAGAAAUUAUUUUAAGUUGCCAGUAGAUCGUCACAAACAACUUUAUACACUACGCAAGUGAAAGUUAUCCACUAGUUUCUGGUUUUGUUCAGUCAUUACUUUCGGCCGUUAAUUGCACUUGAUGUUCUCGAAGUCUUGAUAACGAGGAACUGAUUAAGUUAUCCUUCUGUUAAUCACAUUUAAUCAUCUCUCCGUGUGUCUAUCUUUGUCAUAAAGACUUAAAACCUUAGUAACCGAUAUCAUAAAACUGUCAUAAAAAUACGAUAAAAGCGUUGACUUUGUACCCUGAAUUAAAUAGCCGCAGUUCUAAAGUCCUCGGCAGUGAGUAAAGUUGUUUAGCAAGUAAAAAAAAAUAUGUUAAAAAAAAUGGCAAAGGACCAAGGAAUUCAAGAACAAUUGAGGUUGUAUUUACCAGACCUACCUAAAGGUCCUUUGGAUGCUUACCGGAAAAAAGCUACUUUUGAUUGGCGACGUAUGAAACUGGCUUAUGACAACUUGAACACAUUAAAAUUAAAACAUGACAUUUGGAGUUUCAUGGAAAGUCAUCCACUGUUCAAACAUACCGAAGCUACACGAGUUUUGGAUGAAGAGAGACACAUUGCCACAAAGAGGAUGUACACAAUCUAUAAUGAACAAUUUUUACGCUUUGAAAAGAUCGCCGAGGAUCCGAAGUCAUUCCAAGCUGAAAGCGAAGCACUGUUCAUGUUCGACAGUUCCCUAGCAGUGAAAAUCUCACUAACCUUCAGGAUGUUCAGCAAUGCUAUCCAGGGCAAUGGAAAGAGCCACCACUACCCCAUCAUCGAAGAUGUGGAGAAAGCUAAGAUUGGAGGCUGUUUCGCGUUAACUGAGGUGUCCCAUGGCUCCAAUGCUAAGGGGAUGAGGACCACAGCCACUUACAUUCCUGAGAAGAAGCAGUUUGUCAUGCAUAGUGCUGACUUUGAGGCUGCAAAGUGCUGGGUCGGGUCGCUAGGAAAAUGCGCAACUCACGCUAUCGUAUACGCCAUGUUGAUAUCUAAAGGGAAGAACCAUGGUCUCCAUACUUUCGUCGUACCUAUCAGGGACCCCAAAACCUUGAAACCUUACCCUGGAGUCAUUGUGGGAGAUUUAGGCGAAAAAAUCGGCCUCAAUGGAGUCGAUAAUGGUUUCGUCAUGUUCAAUAACUACCACCUACCUAAGGAGGCUGCGUUGGACAAGUUGGGUGGAGUAGACGACAAUGGCGAUUACCAGACACCUUUCAGAGACCCUAGCAAGAGGUUCGGAGCAGCCCUUGGAAUCCUAUCAGGCGGGCGAGUCCACAUCACUGCUAUAUCCACGUACUACCUGCAGAAGGCUAUCGUCAUAGCCAUUAGGUACUCGGCAGUGAGGAAGCAGUUUGGUCCUGAGAAUGCCAAGGAGGAGACGCCAGUCUUAGAAUACCAGCAACAGCAAAUCCGUCUCCUGCCGUACUUGGCAGCCACGUAUGCUAUGAAGAUAUUCUCCGUUUGGCUGAGUUGUCUGCACAUCAACAUGACCAUCAGCAGCUAUGUCGGUGAGGAUGCGAACGCGGCGGCGCGCGGUAUAGAGCUGCACGCGCUGUCGUCGGCCGUGAAGCCACUGUUCGGCUGGACCUCGCGCGACGGCAUACAGAACUGCAGGGAGGCCUGCGGGGGACACGGGUACUUGAAAGCGGCGGCUAUCGGCGACCUGCGCAACGACAACGACGCCAACUGCACGUACGAGGGGGAGAACAGCCUCCUGCUGCAGCAGACCAGCAACUGGCUGCUUAACGUGUGGGCACGCCGGGAGACACUCACCGCGGACGACUCUCCCCUCGGCUCGCUGCAGUUCUUGCAAAACGUGGACCAGUUACUCCAGGAAAAAUGCCCCUGGAACAGUGUCCAGGAAUUCAUGGAGCCAGCUAAUUUGAUCCACGCAUACAAAUGGCUGACGGCGUUCAUGCUGAAGAUGACGGCGGAGAAGGUGGCGCUGCUGAAGGGCCAGGGUAAAGACAACUUCUCGGCCAAGAACGAAUCGCAGUCCUACAACGCGGUCACUCUGUCUGUUGUCUACGGAGAGAACUACGUACUGAACAACUUCUAUAAGGCUGCGCAGGAGUUUGAUGACGCUAAUUGUCGCGCCGUGUUACUCAAACUGGUGGCUUUGUAUGGAUCCUUCCUCUUGGAGAAACAUUUGGCCACGCUCUACAUUGGCGGGUACCUGCGCGGCGAGCAAGGCCUGUGUGUCCGCGAGGGUACACUGUCCCUGUGCCGAGACAUCAGCCCCGAGGCCGUGGCUCUCGUGGACUCGCUGGCGCCGCCCGACUUCUGCCUCAAGUCCGUACUAGGAAUGUCCGACGGAGAAGCGUACAAACACAUCCAAUCCAGUGUGAUGACGUACCCGGGGUCGAUGACCCGGCCCGAGUGGUGGCGCGACGUAGUGUACUGGCAGUCCUACGCUCCCUCCAAGCUGUAAACAACCCUACACGCUAAGCAUUAAAGACGAGAAUCAACUGUGCAUAAUAAAUUCAGUCACAUUUUUUUUUACUAAUUGUAACUUUGGUGUAAGAUUAUGUAUAAGUAUAAUUUUGAUGAAACCUUUAUGAUCAUAAUAAUUAUGUUGUUUAGAAGAAUUUGUCAAAGAAAACAUAGUUUUCCGCAGUUCUGAUAAGGCUGAUUUUUCUUAAAAAUACUUGCCUUGCUACAUACCUUGUUGAGUAAUGUUUUAACUACCGACGUAAGUUUUUUCUUAUAAGUCUACAAAUGCUUUCGAAAAUGUGAUAUAUGUAUCUAUACAGCGGUAUAUAAUACCGAAAUAGCAUUUCUUUUAUUUACAAUGAAAUAUUUUGCCAACAUUUAAUUUGAUUUCAUUCCAUUCAAUCCGUUAGAAACGCGUUCCGCGCACGUCUUAAAGACUCAUUAGACCACCGUACGUAUAAGUUUCACAAAUCAUUCAAAAUUCGGAAUUAAAAGCAAUUUAGUUUGUAAGUUUAAAGUAGCACCUGUAAUUAUUGGCCUUGAAUAUUACUGUUGUCAUAAUAAAUGUGUAUAAUAAACAAAAAUAUUAUUUUUUAGGAAUUUUACAUUAUACUUUAUAACAUAAAAGUUUAUAUUUUUGUUAAAUGGUGGAGAUAUAUUUUUAUACAGGGAUUUUUAAAUAAAUGUUUACUUGAAAAUAAA